AUGAGUAUUUACAGUUUUCUCAUUGCCGUACGCUCUGAAGGCCAGCAGCUUAUGAGUGACACCGGCGAGACUACGUCGCACCUUAUGGGCAUGUUUUAUCGGACGCUGCGGAUGGUGGACAACGGCAUCAAGCCUCUAUAUGUUUUCGACGGGGCACCGCCGAAACUAAAGUCGGGUGAAUUGGCUAAGCGGAGUGCACGGAAACACGAAGCCACUGAAGCACAUGAAGAAGCAAAGGAGACGGGUACGGCGGAGGAUGUCGAGAAGUUCUCGAGACGGACUGUACGAGUGACCAGAGAGCACAAUGCAGAAUGCAAAAAACUCUUGAAGCUCAUGGGGAUUCCGUAUAUCGAUGCCCCCACGGAGGCCGAAGCACAAUGUGCUGUGCUUGCCCGGGCUGGGAAAGUGUACGCCGCAGCCUCGGAGGAUAUGGACACCUUAUGCUUUGAGUCGCCCAUCCUGCUGAGGCAUCUUACUUUCAGCGAGCAGAGAAAGGAGCCCAUUCAAGAGAUCCAUUUGAGUCGUGCUCUGGAAGGGCUGGACAUGGACAGAAAUCAGUUCAUUGAUCUCUGCAUUCUGCUCGGAUGUGACUAUUUGGAGCCAAUUCCCAAAGUCGGGCCCAAUACUGCGCUAAAACUGAUCCGUGAACACGGUACCCUGGAGAAGGUGGUUGAGUCCAUCGAGAAAGACUCCAAGCAGAAAUAUGUCAUGCCGGAAUCUUGGCCGUAUCAGGAUGCUAGAGAACUCUUCAUCAACCCUGAUGUCCGAGACGCCAAUGAUCCUGAAUGUGACUUUAAAUGGGAGGCGCCGGACGUCGAGGGCUUGAUAGAUUUCCUCGUGAAGGACAAGGGUUUCAACGAAGAUCGAGUACGGAACGGCGCUGCCCGUUUACAGAAAAACUUGAAAACCGCGCAACAGUCACGCCUGGAGGGUUUCUUCAAGCCGGUUGCGAAGACAGAGGCGGAGAAGGCAACCCUGAAGCGUAAGCACGAUGAGAAAAUCCAAGAGCAGAAGAAGCGCAAGAAGGAAGAGGCGAAGGCGAAGAAGGAAGCGAAAUCUCGGCCCCGGGCUGCUGUAUAG
Messenger RNA from Aspergillus mulundensis, 1080 nucleotides. RefSeq names its product multifunctional nuclease RAD27 (gene fen1). The transcript has 2 exons. The record is from RefSeq and is a predicted model, not a curated record. Gene Ontology annotation, cellular component: cytoplasm; nucleus. Lineage: Eukaryota; Fungi; Ascomycota; Eurotiomycetes; Eurotiales; Aspergillaceae. The coding region runs from base 1 to 1080 and encodes 359 amino acids. Gene Ontology annotation, molecular function: 5'-3' exonuclease activity; DNA binding; 5'-flap endonuclease activity.